Myxozyma melibiosi is the source of this 1857-nucleotide messenger RNA. RefSeq lists its product as uncharacterized. Gene Ontology annotation, cellular component: nucleus. The record is from RefSeq and is a predicted model, not a curated record. Bases 321 to 1751 code for a protein of 476 amino acids. Gene Ontology annotation, molecular function: acyltransferase activity, transferring groups other than amino-acyl groups. Lineage: Eukaryota; Fungi; Ascomycota; Lipomycetes; Lipomycetales; Lipomycetaceae. The transcript is spliced from 3 exons.
CUACACCUCCGUGAGAAAAACUUCUCGCCAUCUUCCUAAGUCUGACACCUACGCAGGAGCCUGCUGAAAUCUACACCUGCUACCCGAAUUAAGUAUACGCGACGCGUAAACAAUCUACCGGAAACGCGUCCUCGAGAUAUUACGGCUCGGCCUUUGCUAUCGAGCAGAGCAGCUAUUUUUCCGUCGGGCUCUCGAGUAUUCUGACACACACACACUGUCGUUUUGGAAUUGCCUCGAGAAUAUUUUUUUGGGUCUUCAUAGCGUGUGUGGCAUCAGAUCGUCAUAACCUGGGCCGGAGAUAAUUCAGACAUCAUCUCGAGAUGCUACCGCCGAACCAGACGAUGCUGGAAAACCCAGCGAUGGCGGCUUUUGGCUACAGCACCAGUCAGCCAUCGUCCACUACUACAGCUGCCUUGAGUCGGUCACAGCGCACACUUCCACCGGAUGUUGCGCCCUGCACAUUUCUGUUACGCGAUCAUACGCCUGCGACGGUAUACCCGAUUAUCAAUUCGUCUGCUGUGCCGAUAGGCUUGCUUGCGUUUCUAUGUGACGAGCUCAAUGUUGAGAUUGAGCGUGGAGAGACAUUUCCAAUGCUGGAACCGUUGCCUCUGGAUGCGUUUCAGUCGUAUUGGUUUUCUUCGUUUGCAGCGAUUAUGCUACUAGGAGAUGAGCCCUCUAUAAUGGACAACAGAGAUUGGUCUAAAGAGUGCUUCGGUGCCUUUUACAUCAAACCAAAUUAUCCUGGUCGGUCCGCUCACGUAUGUUCCGCAGGCUUCAUAGUAGCCGCGCACGCGCGAGCAAAAGGUAUAGGUCGAGUUCUAGGCGAGUGUUACAUCAACUGGGCGCCAAAGCUAGGCUAUACCUACUCAGUUUUCAAUCUCGUGUUUGAAACCAAUGUAGCUGCUCGUCGGAUUUGGGAGUCGAUCGGAUUCAAGCGGAUAGGACGGGUCAAAGGAGCGGCGAUUUUGAAAGGCCAUGAUCAUCCGGUGGAUGCGAUCAUGUACGGAAGAGAUCUGGUAGGAGAAGAUGAGGAUCCGGUUGGUGAACUUCGUUUCGAUCGGAUAAAGUUCUAUCUAGAAACUGGACGGUACCCACCGCAAGCGGAUCGCCAGGAAAAAUCUAGACUUCGAUCUUCAGCUGUGCACUACAAGAUUCGAGACGGCAAUCUGAUGCUGAAAGACCGAGAAGUGGUGUCCGACACCGACCGUCAGCUCGCUAUCGCGACAGAAGUUCACAUGAAUGGACACGUCGGUAUCAACAAGACCACAUCCACUAUCGCGGAGAAAUACCACUGGACGAGAAUCAAAGAGACCGCAGCUACAGUCAUCAGACUAUGCCCUGUGUGCCGGGUUAACUCUCGGGUAUCCCAGCCGUCUCUGAGCCAUCCACUUCUCCAACACCAAUCGGGCCAGCGCCGCAACAUCGACGGUCUUUCGACCUCGCAAAAAUCCACAAUGGCGACUCCCGUGCCCACGCAGGCAACCGUCAACCCAUCACAUGCCACGAACGGAAGAAAUGGAAACGUACUGGGCCACGACGACAGAAGAGACGAAAACGUCGUGGCGAGCGACAACGCCGCUGCUGCUGUUGCUGCGGCGGCCGUGGCUGCUAUGGGAAUGGUUGAUUCUCAAGAAGAUAACGGGGUCGGCAAUGUGCAUGGAGUCGACGAUGUCAACGGAGUUGAUGGCGAGAAUCCAGACGAUGAUAAUCUUUGGUUGGGAUACGGAGAGUUACGACUGGGGCUGAAUUGAUAUACGUUUGAUAGUAGACUGCUGGCAGUUAUUUCUUUUUCUCUUUGUGUAACUUUAGGAGAUGCCUGUAUUAUGACUGUAUGAGUUUUUUUGAAUUUAGACGAAU